CACGACCUCCACCAAAAAGGUUUUGGAGGAUAAAGCCGUGGAUAGAUUAAAAUAUAUGUGUGUGUGUGUGUGUGUGUGUGUGUGUGGUGGGGGCUGAUCUGUUCAUGCUCAGGAGGAGGUUCCUGCGCCGCGGGAACGUUUAACUGGAGGAGCGGAGUUUUCCGAUCAAAUCCCCUUUUUCCAGUUGCGGGUGCGAGUGCAGUUCAGUGCUCAGUGCGCGCGCCGGCGGCGUCGGAGGCGCGUCAGGUUUCCCGAGCCGCUUUUCCUUUGCGCACGCACGAGCCGCAACGUGACUUCACGCCUUCAGGACGCUGAUCCGAUAUCCGUCACCGGGGAUAUUGACGUCUUUCGGCUUUCACGUUUCCGAGCAUCUUUUCCCAAAGCCAUUGGAGGAUAUACCUGGGAAAAGAGACCGGGAGUCGUGGCGCGCGCACUCGCUGCGCAUUCGUGCUUAAAAGAAGCUGCACGAUUCCGAAACCUUCCCGAGAUCCAUGUCUUCACUUUGACCGGAUUUUAACAUCAUUAUUAUUAUUAUUGUUUUUUUUUUUUUCUUUUUAUAUAAUAUAUUUUUUUUUACACUCGGGGACUGAGUGAUGUUUUCCACACCGCGCGAGACCAUGAGGCUGGUCGUCACGCGCAGAGUCUUCUUCUUGUUUUUAUUAAUGCAGACUCCUCAGGUAAUCGCGUCCAUAAUUACAGGAACGGAGGCGAGCUGUGACAACGAGGGAGAGGUUCUGCACAUCCCCAACAUCACCGACAACCCCUGCAUCUCCUGCGUCUGUCUGAACAAUAAAGCAGACUGCAAGCAGGAGAAAUGCCCUCUAGUGGGAGACGACUGUGCUUUGGUGGUGAAACAGACCGGAGCCUGCUGCGAAAGAUGCAAAGGCUGUCAGCUGGAAGGGAAGUCCUAUAACAGCUCGUAUUCAUGGACGACCCCGACCAUGCCGUGUAUCACACGCCGGUGCCAGGAAGGUGUAAUAACCGAAGCACAAAUGCAGUGUGUGGUCCCCUGCAAAAACCCCAAAAUCCAUCCCAAGAAAUGCUGCCCUUCCUGCCCAGGUUGUAUAUUCGAGGGUCGUCUGUAUAAAGAAAGGGAAGAGUUUCACCCCGAGGGAAAGCCCUGCAUCAAAUGCACGUGCACCGGAAGCCGAACAAUGUGCCAUAGGGAGGUGUGUCCUGUCCUGUCUUGCCCCUCCCAUCUGAGUCACACCCCUCCAGGACAGUGUUGUCCCAGGUGCCAGGGUCAGAGGAAGGUGUUCGACUUGUCUCUGGGCAGCUGCUUAUUCCAUAGUGAGGUCUAUGAGAAUGAUACAUCCUUCAGCUUGGAUAACUGUACAACAUGCACCUGUCUGGACUCCACAGUGGUGUGUAGGAAACGCUGUUCACUAGCAGGAAGCUGCCAGAGUGACCAGUGCUGCCCUGAGUGUCUCUCUUACCUAAAGACAGAGGACAUCAAAUACUGCAGAGUCAAAAACAAGAUUUACAGGGAUGGGGAUCACUGGUCAUCUGUGAACUGCACAUUAUGCACCUGUGUAAAGGGGACCAUCGAGUGUCAGCCUAAACAUUGUGUGCCAGUGACCAGCUGUCCUGCGAAUAAGAUACUGAACCGGACUGGCUGCUGUCCUGUUUGCACUGAAAAACCAGGUGUGUGUACUGUAUUCGGCGACCCCCAUUACAACACGUUCGACGGACGCACCUUUAACUUCCAGGGCACGUGUCAGUAUGUCCUGACCAAGGACUGCACGUCAGCGAGUGGCUUCACUGUGUUGGUGAAGAAUGAUGCUCGAAAAACACGCUCGUUCUCCUGGACCAAGUCGGUGGAGCUGCGUAUGCCGGGGAUGACCGUGAGCCUGCACCAACACUUAACAGUGCGUCAGAACGGCACUCGCGUCGCUCUGCCGUUCCACAGCACCGGCGUCCACAUCGACCUCGAUGGAUACCUGCUGAAACUCACCACCAUCAUAGGUCUGGAGAUCACAUGGGAUGGUGACAGUCUGGUGGAAGUAGUCGCCGCUCCUCAUCUGAAGAAUCGUCUCUGUGGUCUGUGUGGUAACUACAAUGGUCACAGGCGGGAUGACUCGGUGGGAAGUGAUGGUCAGUUCAAAUACGACGUGGACGAGUUUGCAGAUUCAUGGCGUGUGGAUGGUAAUGAGGUGUGUGAGCAGCCUCCCCGCAGGCCCACGCCAUCUCUCUGCCCAGGCACGGUCAAGGUGAAGAUUCGUGCACACCGCUCCUGCCACAAGCUCAAAUCCUGGGAGUUCCAGAAGUGCCACUCUGCGGUCGAUUUUGCCCCCUUCUAUAGGUCGUGUGUUACGGACAUGUGUGAAUGCCCAGUGCAUAAGAACUGCUACUGCGAGUCCUUUAUCGCCUACAGCCGGGCGUGUGAGAGAGAGGGAGCGCCUGUGCUCUGGAGGCCUGAACAGUCUUGUAUGACCACGCAAUGCAGACACGGCGCCGUGUACGACACCUGCGGCCCCGGCUGCACCAAAACCUGCGACAACUGGAAUGAGAUCGGACCGUGCACGAGACCCUGCGUUGCCGGCUGCCACUGCCCUGCUAAUCUGGUAUUCAACCAGGGCCAGUGCGUAAAACCCAUGUCCUGCCCAGGCCGGUGACCCGAGUGACUCCGGCGUCCCUGCAUGCAGGCGAGUGGCCAAAGACACCCCCCAAAAAAAAACACAGUGGGAAUGGUGAGCCUGUGUUACUCUUCAGGUAUCGGGAUAGCGGGACAGGAUAAGCGUGAACCCUGAGCACAUCGCACAGACUGCGCCACCUUCGUCCCAUCUUGUUUACUGCACGAGCAGCUCGUGUUCAGUUCACGUUGGACCUCCGACUGCAGGAAAGACGCCAACUGGAGACUCAAUAGAAGGCAUUCAACAAAAAAGGACUUGUACACAGAAAAAUGCUAAUUUUAUUAACGUCGAUUAAAUGAAUUAUUUAUGUA
This is a messenger RNA of Silurus meridionalis, 2944 nucleotides long. It is a transcript of the gene bmper, whose product is annotated as BMP binding endothelial regulator. The record is from RefSeq and is a predicted model, not a curated record. Gene Ontology annotation, molecular function: protein binding. NCBI's taxonomy places the organism in Eukaryota, Metazoa, Chordata, Actinopteri, Siluriformes, Siluridae. The coding region runs from base 594 to 2615 and encodes 673 amino acids. The transcript is spliced from 14 exons.